AUGCUGUUCCUAUUCUCUGUUUUUGCAAUUGUUGGUGCUGCUCUUGCAAAGCCUGGACGCGUCAGGCCUCGUGGUGACAUUAACCACGAUGCAGUUGUCGGCUUUGACGAAACAGUCCCUGGCACAGUCAUUGGUGAUUUGAUGCUGAAGUACAAGCCAUAUCUCUACGUCGUUGACGGUUGCGUUCCAUUCCCCGCGGUAGACACGGAUGGCGAUACAAGCGCGGGCCUUGCUCCCUCGGGAGACCCGUCAGGAGACUGCGACUCCAGUACUGGUCAGGUCUAUGCUCGUGCGGAAUCGUACAAUGAAGCUUUCGCCAUCAUGUACAGCUGGUACUUCCCCAAGGACGAGCCGUCGUGGCUGGAAUCUGUUGUUGGGAUCGGUCACAGGUAUGAUUGGGAAGGUAUCGUGGUCUGGCUAUCUGACGAUACAGCCGAUGGCACUCUGUUGGGUGUUGCUGCUUCUUAUCAUGGCGACUACGAGACGUCAAAGACACCUGAUCUAAGCGGCAGUGGGCCGUUGAUAAAAUAUUACACGGCGUACUCCAUCUUGGACCAUUCGAUGGGAUUCACCGAUACGGUCGGCGGCCAGCAGCCACUGAUUGCUUGGGACUCGAUGCCCACAGUUGCACAAGAGGCUCUCGCAAACAAGGAUUGGGGCGAUGCCAAUGUGCCUUUCAUUGACUCCAACUUUGAGUCAAACUUGGCUAAGGCAGUGCUAUGA
Neoarthrinium moseri is the source of this 723-nucleotide messenger RNA. RefSeq lists its product as uncharacterized. The coding region runs from base 1 to 723 and encodes 240 amino acids. The transcript is spliced from 3 exons. The record is from RefSeq and is a predicted model, not a curated record. NCBI's taxonomy places the organism in Eukaryota, Fungi, Ascomycota, Sordariomycetes, Amphisphaeriales, Apiosporaceae.